AUGGAUGAAGUGCUGCAGCAAACGGUGGUCUAUGGAGCCCUUACUGUGGUGCUGCUGAUGCCGCGGCUGCCGCAGCUGCUGCCGCAGCGGCAAGCAAAGCUGGUGGCCUAUAUUCUUUUGACGGCUGUGCUGAUGUAUUUGGCUUAUUUACCCAUCGCCGCCCCCCGGAAGAACUUUUAUGCGAUGUUAGAAGUGGAUGUUCAUGCAAAUAGAAACGACAUCCUACAGGGUUACCGAAAUGUAUCAAAGAAGUACCACCCGGACAGAGUAGCUUCUUCAGGUGUACGACCACCUUUUGCUGGGGAUAUGCCUCCUGAGGAGUAUUUUCAAGAACUAAAAAAAGCACAAGAGGUUUUAACGCAUGAUAUCCGCAAGAGCUUCUACGAUAGAUUCGGCGACCUCAAAGAAGGCAAGGUGGGGGAGCAAGACGAACGCAUAUCGAUAACUGCAGUUUGUCUGUCUCUCGCUGCGCAUCUUCUUUGUUUUACUGUUGGCUUCAUUUUGUCUUUUCCUAAACAUGUCUCCUUUGCCCGUCAGAUUUUCUUUAUUUAUAGCGUUGCGGUGUUUUGCAUUGAAAUCCAAGAACGAUUUGUAGAAGACGAUGACUCUUUAAACUUUUUGCCUUUUGUUUCUGGGCUUCUUCCUUUUUUAGGGCUUUGUUUCCCUUCGUUUUCGUCGCAAGUUUGUGCACUGCUGUCUGGCAGUUCGCUGACGUCUCUGCUCGGCACUGGGCUGUAUUAA
Eimeria acervulina is the source of this 741-nucleotide messenger RNA. RefSeq names its product DnaJ domain-containing protein, putative. The transcript is spliced from 6 exons. Bases 1 to 741 code for a protein of 246 amino acids. Gene Ontology annotation, cellular component: cytoplasm. Gene Ontology annotation, biological process: protein refolding. The record is from RefSeq and is a predicted model, not a curated record. Lineage: Eukaryota; Apicomplexa; Conoidasida; Eucoccidiorida; Eimeriidae.